Molecule: messenger RNA, 1276 nt
Organism: Cadophora gregata
Lineage: Eukaryota; Fungi; Ascomycota; Leotiomycetes; Helotiales; Ploettnerulaceae
Exons: 3
Coding region: 84-914 (276 amino acids)
Cellular component (GO): cytoplasm; nucleus
Molecular function (GO): RNA endonuclease activity; sequence-specific DNA binding; RNA binding
Source: RefSeq, a predicted model, not a curated record
CUUUGCAUCCCUGUAGAACAUCUUCAUGUGUAACAAAGCAGACUCCGUUUGACUCUGCUGCGAGAUUCAACAUCGAAAGACUAAUGUCCAUUCCGACACGGGAGAUGCCAGGAGUCAAGAGACACCACGAUGGGGCGGAGAAGGCGCAGGAGCAAGAUACGAAAACCUCACCUUUCAUGCCCAUGUUUGAGAGCUUCCGCGACGAGUUAGAUGAACACCAUGACAGGCGGGAGCGCAUUAUCAAGGCCUCGAGAGAUAUCACGGCUGCGAGUAAGAAAGUUAUUUUCGCACUGCAAAGAGUACGGUCGUUGAAGAGCUCGAUACCUGCUAAAAUAGCUUCGGAGGUUCAAUCAAAGGCGUCGGCUAUGCAGGAUCAGUUUGCGCUGAUCGCGCCUGACCUGACUGGCAUCAAUGCCUGGCGAUAUCAACGACAGAUCUCUGGCGGCAUCCAAGAAUAUAUGGAGGCGAUAUCAUUCCAGCACUACCUCAUCAACCAGACUCUUAUCACCCCUGAGGAAGCAGCCCAGUCUCUACCAGAAACCAUAACUCUUACUGGAGAUGAUUAUGUCCUCGGUAUUUUCGACCUGGUAGGCGAGUUAAUGAGGUUUGCAAUUACAACUAUGGCUACGACAGGAGCACUCCCAGGAUCAAGGAACGCAGAAGCCACAGUAGAUGAUCGUGACAUCUUGAUUGACUUGAGAUCUUUACGAACGAGCUUUCAGGCCUUAGAUACGACUUCGUGUGGGGCUACUGGGUUGGGCAAGGAUGUGGAGAAGAAGAUGGAGGUUAUGAAGACUUGUGUGGAGAAAGUUGAGACUGCUGUAUAUGGCAUGAUCAUCAGGGGAAGGGAGAGGCCAAAGGGGUGGGUUCCGGAUCUGGCUGAGGACAGGGGAGGCGCUGUUGAGAGUUAUUGAAUUGGUACAAGGUGCGUGGAGGCACAAUUUUUCGGUGAGUCUUGUUGUUGUUGAUAGCUCUAUGGGAUUUGUACACGGUGCGCCGUGACUGCCUUGAUGAGGCUAUUUAUGGUAUGGAUAGACUGGAGUUAGUCCGAGAACAAGCUAUCAUGUUUCGAAUUGCACAUAUCAUUGAGAAAAGCCAGGUUGUAGCUUGAAGAGUGGAACUGUAGGGUAACAAGAAAGAAGCAAGUAGUAACGUUGUGAAUUGUUUAUAUGCCACCAAAUUCUCAUGCCUUGUCUGGCUCCAAAUUCCAAACUUUUGUGAAGGGAAAUAAAUCUGUAGUUAGAUGUCUCAAAAUUCGAAAUUUGAUAUCCACGUG